Molecule: messenger RNA, 857 nt
Organism: Oncorhynchus nerka (sockeye salmon)
Lineage: Eukaryota; Metazoa; Chordata; Actinopteri; Salmoniformes; Salmonidae
Product: transmembrane emp24 domain-containing protein 10
Exons: 3
Biological process (GO): Golgi organization; intracellular protein transport; endoplasmic reticulum to Golgi vesicle-mediated transport
Cellular component (GO): endoplasmic reticulum; endoplasmic reticulum-Golgi intermediate compartment; COPII-coated ER to Golgi transport vesicle
Source: RefSeq, a predicted model, not a curated record
UAUGAAGAGAUUGCAAAAGUUGAGAAGCUAAAGCCCCUAGAAGUUGAACUAAGACGCCUCGAAGACUUGUCGGAGUCCAUUGUGAAUGACUUUGCCUACAUGAAGAAGCGUGAAGAGGAAAUGAGGGACACAAAUGAAUCCACCAACAUACGUGUCUUGUACUUCAGUAUCUUCUCCAUGUGCUGUCUAAUUGGGCUGGCAACGUGGCAGGUCUUCUACCUACGGCGUUUCUUCAAGGCGAAGAAACUGAUUGAGUAAAGCCAUCUACGAAGCGGGGACCAUGUUGAGGACGUUUGGGGAAAUGGUGUGCAAUUUGUGAGAGAAAAGUUGGGUAGUAGCCCCCUAUACAAUUUAUUUCAGUCUUCUGUCAACUUCAGUUUUUUACUAGCCUCAUCUCAGGCACUGUUUUGAUUAGAAAUACAUGGAUACAUUGGUUUGAGAUUUAUUCAUGCAAUAUUGCAUGAAAAUAAACACACAUUUUUUGUGAGUGCACAAAGCCUCCCAUCACACAUUCAGCUAUUGUUAUGCAAAAAAUAAAGUGUCCCCAGUAUGUCAGGUACAUGGUUGUGUUUUUGAUUAAGAAGGCUUUCACUCUGGGUAUCUUUCAUAUAGCUAUAAAGACUAUACGGCAUUAAAAGACCAGUAAUUACAAUAAAUGUCUCAUUUAAUGAGGGAAAUCCUGUUUUUAAAUGAAUCUUUUAUCAUUUGACAAUGUUGGCACACUUAUCUAUUUCCAUAAAGUUCCCAGGCUUUGUACAUUCUUCUCAGUUUUCUGAGGUUUGGUCUAGGUGGUUCCUGUGAAAAACAAGAAUAUUGUUUAGCAAAUUAAGCUUGGCAUAAAGCAAAUUCUGAUUGUG